Molecule: messenger RNA, 3279 nt
Organism: Saccharomyces kudriavzevii IFO 1802
Lineage: Eukaryota; Fungi; Ascomycota; Saccharomycetes; Saccharomycetales; Saccharomycetaceae
Exons: 1
Coding region: 1-3279 (1092 amino acids)
Source: RefSeq, a predicted model, not a curated record
AUGGUUUCGCUCAACAGCAAGGAAGCACAACCUGAUGAAAAAGAGUUGCCUGCAGAUGCCACUGAUAGAAACGCAUGGCCAGCAAAAGAAGCUGGGGAGCGUAUAAAUGAUUAUGACAGUUGCUCAAAAAGGCUGGAGUUCUAUGAAAGGAAUGCGUUGGCCUGUGAGGUUAGCGAGAGAAAUGGUGUCUCGUAUUUUAGGGCAUUAAAAAACGAAGAGCAGUGCCGAAAAGAUGUCGAAACGCUUUUGUCUAUGGAAUUAAGGGUGGCUAUAGCAAAUUUUGUCAACUUCAACUCGACAAGAAAGGUAUCGACUCUCGUGAACAGAGUAUUUCAACGUUUUAGGAACCGGUUUUUUGAAGGUGAAAUAGUGUGCCUUAAAAAUAAUCAAAGAAAAGUUCUGCUUCUUCCUAAAUUGAAAAAAUGUGACUUAGGAGGACUUCAAGAUGCACCAUCCUAUAAUACUUUAUUUGUUGUCAAGGACGUAUUCCAAUCCAAUGAAGUUGUGGAAAGUGGAACGGAAGAAAUUUUGGCGUCAGAUUUGUCAUUAUAUUUAAUCACAGGAUAUACAAGACCGAAAUCUAAAGGUAUAGCUUUAAUCGCAAGCCAAAAUGAGAUCGAAAGGCCGGCUUGUCAAUUUUCAAAAUUUUUAAUUGCAUGUUUCCUCAACAAAAUAAUCAUAAAGGUGUCAAAUAAACAAUACGCUCCUUGGAGGGUGAAACAACAGUAUGUGGAAAAAUAUAAUGUGAAUUCUAAAUGCCCUCCUGAAAUCUUUAAAUAUCUGUCAGAUGAAAAGGAUGCAGCUUCUCUGGAACCUUAUACCCCUUCAACCAUACCACCGGAGGAGGACGUUGAACCCACUGACUGGGAAGAAUGGCCGCCAUCCAAAAUACAAAAAGUCAGUAACGAGAUUUCAGCCAAAUUUGAUCCAAUUCAUACUGCAAAAUUCACUGGUUACAACUCAUCAAAGCGAAUCGUGAAUGAUAAGGAGCUUCCAUUCACAGGACCAUCGACACCAUUCAAAAGCACCUGUUACUUAGAUAGCUUCCUAGAAUUUAAAACUAUCGAUCUGCAAUGGUAUGAAGAAUGUGCUCAGCUUUCUACGGAAAGAUUGCUGGUUGUGUAUCGAUUUCUAAAUUCUUUUGGGCCUUUUAUUGGUCUUGUACAUUUUAAUUUUGAUCAGUUCCUCACUACUAUCAAAUGCACUGAUCCAGAAGUCCUAGUGGAUGAAUACGUAAAAAUCAACAUUGUCAACGUUGACCGCAAGGAAGAUACUGCUAGAUAUGGGGAGCUACAGACCGAUAGUUAUGGUCCAAGUGGCAUAAAUAAAGUAUCCCAACGGAAAGGGACUAAAAUUCCUAAUUUGAAUGGAGGCUGUUCCAUACCAAGCAACUUUACAAGAAACCAAGGGAUUAGAAAGUUAAUAACGAAUAAAAGCACUGAAUUUUUGAAAUAUUCCAUCUUCAAAAGUGAGCCCCCUAAGAACGAGAGUAUGGACGCGUAUCCUUUCAAAAAAGCAAGUGAUCUUUAUAUUGAUAUAGCUUGCUCUUUAUUAUCACUAAUAACUAACGAAAAGGGAAACUGGACAUGUGAUGUGAUGGGGGAUUGGAUUGAGGAAGAGCGAAAGGAAGAAGAAGGGAAAAUUUUCGAUGACAAAAUCAUAGAAAAAUGUUUAAGUUAUGGGAAUACAAGGUCGCCUAAACUUUCAUCAAGUAAGAAUUUGAGAAAAGAAAAUUGGUUGAUUUGUUUCCUGGGGAUACUGAAACAGAAUAUGCAUAUAAUAAGAUAUAGCGAUGUUGCGGAAUCCCUCACAGAGAAAUUAUUACCUUCGGCUAUGAAUUCCGAUGAUUUGGGUGAAGAGCUGUGGCAGAACUUUUGCAGAAAACUAUCUAAAAAAGCUAAAAUUGAUAUCUUAUGGAUUCUUGUGGAUUUGAUUUCCAAUUUUUCAAGCUACAUCAAAGAGCUGGUAGAUGGAGCACCUCAACUAUGCAAUAAAAUUCGCUUAGAACUGGAUAACGUUAAAAAAAAGUAUCAUGAAUUGAAAGAGCAGCUAAAAAUUCUCUCCGAAGAAUAUGUACAGCUUUGCAACACACCUGCGAUAAACAAAUGUAAAUUAGACGUAUGCGAAAAUAAAAUCAACGGGUACAAAGUGAAGAUGAAAUAUUUAAGGGAAGAUACUAACUAUCUAGAAGCAAAACUGCUCCAAAGCGAUAUUAAGAGACUAGAAACGUUGGGUAAAGAUAGGUACGGGAAUCGAUAUUACUGGAUGGAUUCGAAUGGGUCGCCUUCGCCCGUCAACCAGAAGGAUGAAUUACAUUACAACUGCUGUUAUUUGUGGGUUCAAGGGCCCUCUGAAGAAGACGUGAAUUUUUACCUAGAUGUUGACCAAGCUUCCUUGAGAAAGUGGAAGUCAUCUGCAAAAGUAAACGGUACUGUCCAUGCGUCAAAGGAAGUUUUUUCAAUAUACAGGUCAGCAGAUGGGUCUUACUUUCGCAAAUUUCAGGGUGAAGAUAUAAAGAUCAUUGAUUCAAACGGUAUUUUAGUGCAAUCUACGCCUCUAGCACCUAUUCAUAGGAAAAUAAUAGCUGAAACUCCCGAAAAACUUUUGCUGUCUUCCCAUCAAUGGUUUUUUAUGAAUGAUGUGGAAGAUAUACACAUGCUGGUGGAUAAAUUGGACAAUUUAGCAGAAAAUGAACGCCAGUUGAAGAAAGCUUUGACUCAUAGAAUGCACCGUAUUGAAGCAUCAUACGAACAACAAUUCAAAGCUAAAAGGCGUGUUGAAUUUGAUAGCGCCCUCAAAACAUAUCAUAAGCUCUGGAAAGCUAACGAAUUCACAUCAUCUGACUUGCAAAGAAUUGGAGCAAUGGAUAUAUCAAAUGACGAACGCGUUACUAGUAUUGUGAAGCUUGCCAAAGAAUUAUCCAGAGAAGAUAAUGAUGUCGUUACCGAAAAGAUUUUAAAAGACGCAAUACUACUCGGAGAAUGUGAAAGAGUCCUCCUGGAGAAGCAACAAGGUUUACUCUAUUCUUUGGAUUUUCAUUUCGAACAAUUACGUACAGUAGACCACAGACUUGUUCUUAAGAUGAAAAAGAAAAAGCUGGAGGAAGUUCUUACGAAGCUUUUGAAUCAUCAAAGGCACAGGUAUAUCAGUAGCACUUCAGAACUUGGAACAAAAUCUCAGUGGGCAAAAGAAGCUACAUAUCUUAGUGUACAGGGCAUGCUAGAAGAGAUAAAACGUCAUAUUAAUUCAAGGCACAAAGAGACUCCUAAGGACUACUAG